ACGUUGUUCAAUAUUGCUUCUAGCAUUGCUCAUAAGCGCAUUAAAUUGAUAAACAUCCUAUUCCGUCUGUUUCUGAUUUGUUCUGCAGCUUUCUCAGAAGGACGAAGAUAUUCUCGAGAUUAUCACUUACGUAGGAUUGAGCCUUUCAAUCAUCGGAAUGAUUUUAACUAUAAUCAUGUAUUCCCUUUUCACAGAUAUUCAUCAACCUGUGACUCAAAUAAGACUGAGUCUCGCCGCUUCGCUCGGAGCUGGUCAAAUAAGCUUUCUCGCCGGAAUGCACGCCAUGGGUAACACUGUCGCUUGCAUAACAGCAGCAGUUCUUACGCAGUAUUUCUUGAUGGCCGCUUUCUGCUGGAUGCUGGUGGAAGGAAUCUACUUUUACCUUUUUAUUGUAAAAGUUUACAACAUCAGCAACAAGAUGAUCGUAUAUCACGUUAUGGCAUGGGGUUUCCCCAUCACCAUGGUCGGCAUUUCUCUUCGCGUCGCAAUCGGAAAAGGAGAGAUUCAAAGCUAUACCAGCGAUAAAUAUUGUUGGUUGUCAUCAUCUUAUGACUUGAUUUGGAUAUUUGUUGCAUCUCUGACAGCAACUGCAGUGCUCAACAGUUUUAUACUCGCACGUGUCAUACGGGAGUUGACCACAUUUCCACAAACAGGAGCCACCCAGAUUCAGCAAGUCCGACUUGGCAUCAGAACAUGCGGGGUGAUGAUUCCCCUUCUGGGUAUCACUUGGUCGUUUGGUCUUCUAUCGCCACUGCACAAGACUUUUACCUACAUUUUCACCAUUCUCAACUCUAUGCAGGGUGUCCUGAUUUUCAUCCUGCACUGUGUUCGAAAUAGUCAGAUUAUGGAGCGCCUAAAAGGAAAGAUGAUUCCGAAACAAAUUGGUCAGAUCAGAGCUCGUUUGAGAGGGAGAAUAAACGUUGUUUCCCUAUCUCCGAACAACAAAAACUCAGCCAGAAAGAAUGCAAAGAUCCAUCCGUUUGACGGUGAUGCAGUGUUGGCAAUUGGAAGAGUGCAAUUUAAAAAUUGCACUCUUCCGGAAAAUAUGAGUUGAAAUAGGAAUACAUAUAAGUAAAUCAUGAUAGAUUCGAUAGGCAGCGGGUGAUAGCUAAGCGACGAUAAUUCCUUAGUCGCAAUUGAUCCGUUUCAAUUCGUCUUUCGGCUCGAUUAGUGGACAGUUCGUUAAUUCAGAAAUUAGGUUGUUCGUGGAACGGUGGAGGCCGUUGACGUUUUUUAAGAGUAAUCUAAUGAAUCAGCCCUCUACAGUCUUACUCAAAUUGAGUUAGAGGAUUCAGUUCGGGUCAAUAGAGCAGUUCAUAUUUCGAUAGGUCUUACAGCUUAUGAAACCGUAGCAAAGUUCAUCAAUCAUUUAUUUCGUUUAAUGAAAGAUAGAAAUUUUAUGUACAUCGCAGCCAGACGAUUAAUUUCGUGUAUCCAUAAUAUAAACUAGUUUCGUGUAUACAAAACGACUGUAAAAAGCUCUCUGAGACUCGAUUAAAAUGUUACUUAGACAGAAAGAAAACUAACGACUAUCUUUAAUAAACGUUUACCACAAGCCA
Molecule: messenger RNA, 1559 nt
Organism: Stylophora pistillata
Lineage: Eukaryota; Metazoa; Cnidaria; Anthozoa; Scleractinia; Pocilloporidae
Biological process (GO): G protein-coupled receptor signaling pathway; cell surface receptor signaling pathway
Cellular component (GO): plasma membrane
Molecular function (GO): G protein-coupled receptor activity
Source: RefSeq, a predicted model, not a curated record